UUUGCUGAGGAAAUUCGACGGUACAAAGACAAUAUGAGGAAGUGUAAAGCAAGAAACAAGAGACUGAUAAAACAGCUUUGUGACCAGAAACAAACUAUAACACAACAGACCAACCAGGUUUGUUUUCUACUUUAUAGUGAAUCAUCCUACAAUUCAUUAAUAAAAUAUAUAGUAAUCAGUAUAACUAUAUUUGUGUCUCGCGUUACAACAGAAAACACAAACCAGGCAGUGAAUUCAAUAUAAUUAUGUAUUUAUGCGCUCGAAUUAUUAUGGACAUGGGUAACAAAGUUAAUGCCCAAAUCGCAAUAAAUUCGUUAGGAUGGGAGACACUAAAAGUACAAAGAACUAAAGCUAAGGCAAAAUUAAUGUUCAAAAUUUUGAAUAUGUCUGGGCCUAAAAGCCUAACAGACCUUUUUACCUACAAGAAUGAGAAUACGCAUUACUGUCUCCGUGACAAUGAAACAACACUCGUUUUGCCACAGCCCCGCACAAAUAGCAUGAAAAAGAGUUUUAUGUUUAAUGGGCCAAAAAUAUGGAACUCAGUGCCUAAAGAAAUCAGAGGAAUAAGGUCCCAGUCUCUAUUUGAAAGAAAAAUUGCUGCUCAUGUUUCUAAAUAAUAUAUUUAUACAUACAUAUAUAUAUCCUUUAUUGUAAAUAGUUAUCUAUGUGUUUUGUUAGUUGUCUAUAUUGUCAAUUUUGUCAAUUGGAACAGUUAGAUUAUUUCUAUUUUCUUUUAUUUGAUUCCAUAAGAGUCAUAACACUUAUAUAUAAUAACUUUUGAACACACGCCCUUCGUGGAAAUCAAUGUUUUUAAUUGACGUAGUUAGCUUGUCAAAAUAAAAUGUAUCUAUCUAUCUAUUUAUAUUAGGCAAAAUAUCUGGCAUACAAUACCCAUUUAUUGGAUCAAUUCCUUUCACAGGUUCAAUUCCUUCCAGAAGGCCUAUAUAGUUAAAUUUUUGCUACUGGUCCUGGUCUAAAAAUCAUUUUAAAAUUUAAUUUCCUUUCAAUAUCAACAGGAAAAUCAGAUGGAAGACAUUCCUGGACAGCCUGAAGAAAAUGAGAGUCAAGACAUAUUGGUGGAAGAAAGUUACGAUGAGCCUCCUGAUGAAAGUCAGACCGAAUCGGAUGAAGAAUGUGAUUCCGAGGUUUCAUGGAAAGCGAUGGAAGAAGAAGCUGAAGAGAAUGAUUAUGGCAACGAUGAAGAACUGAAUAGGGCAACACAAAAUACUAUUAGGUAUGAUAGACAUUACAUAUUUAUUAUGCCUUUCAAAAAAUUCCCAGGCCAGAAACUACAACAUGGCUUUUACAUAAAGCAUUUUUAAUUAUCUAAGUGACAAAACAUUGUAUAUGUUGACAACUUAUGUUACCCUGCGACAAGCAACAACAAAAAUGUGCUUGAGAUAACCUGCACAACUUACAAACACCCUAUUUCAUUGGUGUUGAAGCCGUGUGUGAGAACUACCAGGUGUCCCAAGAAAAACUGUACACUGUUUUUUUUUGUUGUAGCAUAAAAACUAUAAACGCUAUUGCACUUGAAAUUUCAUUGAAUUCGGAAAGGGCCAACUUAGAUUUUGAUACAUAACAUUUAAUUUUCCAUGCAAUAUUGACUGCGUUAUGGAUGUUUUAAAGUUGAACUGCCAUUUUUGAAAAUGCCAUUAAUUAGUAUAUAACGGCCUAUCAAAUACUCAUUUAGUACACCUGUUAAUUAUUUUAUUCUGGUUAAAAGAACGCAUGUAUGAACAAUAAAACUGUUUUCUAUAAGUCUAUUAAAAAGCAAAAGUUUUAUAAAUAAAACAAUUCUAUUGUACAUAUAUGUGCGUUCUUUUAAUCAGAAUAAAAAAAUUCACAAGUGAACUAAAUGGGUAUUUGAUAGGCCAUUUUUUUACACCCGUUACAUUUCUCAAACAAAAAUAAAAGUUAGAAAUAACCAGAUUUGACAAUUGGCUACUUACUAUAGUAUUAUCGUUUAUGUACCACUGACUGAAUUAAAUGAAUUUUUUUCUUCUGGCAGUGUACCACCUAAUGUCAAAUGCCAAGACGAACCAAAGUUCAUAGUGUUCUAUGGUACGAAGGACAAACCAACAGUGUAA
Molecule: messenger RNA, 2090 nt
Organism: Paramuricea clavata
Lineage: Eukaryota; Metazoa; Cnidaria; Anthozoa; Malacalcyonacea; Plexauridae
Source: the annotation of a GenBank genome assembly